Messenger RNA from Glossina fuscipes, 6374 nucleotides. RefSeq lists its product as uncharacterized. The record is from RefSeq and is a predicted model, not a curated record. Gene Ontology annotation, molecular function: catalytic activity. The transcript is spliced from 2 exons. Bases 1335 to 3701 code for a protein of 788 amino acids. NCBI's taxonomy places the organism in Eukaryota, Metazoa, Arthropoda, Insecta, Diptera, Glossinidae.
UAAAAUAUUAUGUGUAAAAAUAUAAUAAAUACAUGAAGUAAAAGAAUAAAAAAAGAAAAGACAGGGCAGACAUUACUGUUCAAUAAGAAAGACUAUCAAGCACCCUGCUUUAUACCACCAAACAUAAUCCUCUAUAUACUUUGUUACUACAUAAAGGCUAACUUUUUAUGAGAACCUUUGAAAGAGGAAGAGCUCCGAGAAUUUGAAUUGUGUGGUCCCACCUCAGCACAGUACAUCCAUAUGUCGGUAUGAAGAAAAAUUAUCAGAUGAAAUCCAUCUUCAAUAGCGUCAGUCCUUGCAUCAAAAGGCGUUAGUGACUUAAUUAAAAUAACUUGAAAAUUGCAAUCGAUAGUUUGAAUACACUGCAUGGAUACAUACCGACGAACAUAAGAUAUGAAUAAGUAGUUUGAGAAAAUGAAUAUCGGUCGAUUGUUAUAGAUGGAUUUACCGCUAAAACCCUUCUUUCACAACCGCAUAAACUUAAUACAUAAGCGAUUUCAUAACUUUCAAGAGAAAGACCGUAUUAGAAGCUUUAAGUUCGGGCUCUUAAAUUUCGUUUUAUAGAAUGAAAAAUCUCUUUGUUUUAACACUCGUUUUGAUGAUUCAUUUUUUCUAUUCGUAUGAGAGCUAAAUUGCAUUUAAGUGUCAAUUUAUUUUAUAAAAUGAAACAUUGAUAAUAUUGGCAUAAACGAACUUGUAACGAACUAAAUCCACAUUACAGAAGCAUUCAUAGUUGAAAGUUUUGAUUUAUUCGGAUCAUUAAUAAAUUCAAAGAAGUCCCUUUAGACUGGCGUACAAAGUCCAAGCUCGAAGAUUGGUAAAACAUGAUCAUUUCUAAAGCGGCAAAUAAUAACGAAGAGCGAUCUGCUUACAAUAACAGGAUGCUUGAAAGAUCAUUCUUUGGAUGACAACACAUUUUUACACUUAAUAAGUGUUGAGUUAUGUAAUUGCCGUAGUGAAUUUGGCAUAUCCGUCCAUGCUUUCAUAUAGGAGAUGAGGAAAGUGACUUCAACAAAAUAACGACUCAACAAAUAGAUACGUUUCCCCGUGUGCGGUUUAGAUAAAUAAGAGAGCGUUCAAUUUGUCGCGAUACGGCAAAAGGUUAUCGUAUAGAAUAAGCUUUAUUGCAUACUAUAUACUCACACACAUAAAUGUUUUAUAACUUUGCAGUCCAUUUAAAAGAUAAUUUCUCAGAAAAAGUUUAUUGGUUAGCGAAGCAAAUGGAAUAGCGUUUCAAUAAAUUUUAUUAAGAGCGAUUAUUAGUUUAGUUUUAUUAGUAAUCGGAACAUCAGGAGAAAUCGGUGCAUUUAUUUUUUUUUUAAGGAAUUUUCUUAAUGGAGUUAAAAAUCUUGUCCUACAACAUCAAAGGCCUUGAAGAAAAACUUUCAAAUCAGUUUUUUUUCGACUACAUUGAUGGCUUUCAUAUAGUUUUUCUACUGGAAACGCAUGUUGAAAAUCCGAAAGAAUUGAAAGAGAAAUUAUUUAAAAAUUUCACAAUAUACUGGAAACCAGCAGUUAAAGAGAAAAGUCGCGGAAGAGCAUCAGGCGGAUGUAUGUAUGGCAUUAAAAACGAUUUAAAAUUAGCAGGAAUUACGCAUAAGUUUAUCCGAGAUGAUGAAAUUUUGAAAAUUUCGACAAAUACGUUAACGAUUACACUCAUUCCGCUGUAUAUGAGAGGAGCCAAUUGGGACGAACACUUCAAUAAGUUAGAAAAAUGUCUUAAGGGACCACCAACUGUAACUAAUCCCAUUAUAAUGGGCGAUUUAAAUAUUCGAAUAGGGGAAUUGACACCCAAGUUUCAAAAGAUCGUACCACCUAUGAAUAUUGUCCGAAAGAGAAGGAUAUCAAAGGAUAAGAAGAGUUCAUCCCAAGGAAGGAAAUUUAUCGAUUUAUGUAACGAACACAAAUUAAUUGUAACCAAUGGUGCCGUUGAAGGUGACUUGGAUGGAGCUAUAACAUUUUCCAGUCCCGUGGGCAGUUCUGUUAACGACAUAUGCGCCUUGUCAUACAAUUUGCUUACAAAUAUUACAAAGUUUUCAGUAGAGGAAAUAGAAGGAUCUGAUCAUUAUCCUAUAAUACUAGAACUGAAUCUGGGGGGAAGUGAUGGGAAUGUUGUUAAGAAAAAUGAAGAACACGAACAACAGAGUUAUGAAAACGAAACAAGAUUGAAGGUAGAGAAGGUAAAGCUUAAAGAUAUAAGUACCACCAAAACCUACCGAAAUAUCGGUUCAGAUUUAUGGUUAAGAAAAUUACCCGACUUGUCAGAAGUAUUUGGUAUACAAAACGAGGCAUUGGCAAAAAAUGACUUCACAGGUUUAUCAAAGACUUACUCCGCUCUUGAUACUGUAUAUAACCUUGCAGCUAUUGUGCAUUUAAAGUUUGAAGAAAAUAAACGAGUCUACGCUUUAUUUGUUGAAAUUAAGAAAGCAUACUUAUCCGGCGGACCUGUUAAAUCCAAAAAAAGAGCGAACUAUGAGGAACGUUUCGAUGAGUUCAUGAAUGAUGUGAGCGUGCAUUUAAAAGGCGGCCUUUCCAUCCCAGGUAAGCGUAAGCGGAUAAAAGUUCUACUUGGAAAGGAAAUGAUUAUUUUAGCCGAGGACGCGGCGACUUUACAAGUUAUGAUAAAUGAUUUUUGCGACUUUGCUGAAACAAAAACGGUACUUAUAACUCCUGCCUUCUGCAAAAUUAUGAUAUUCAGGCUAAGUGGUAACAGAAAGCGCAACGAAAAGUGGAUAUUGCAAGAUAAAGAAAUUGAUGUACUAUCACGAUAUUCUUACUUACAUAUGCUUUUGACUUCGAAAAUGGAUUUUUGUGAUCAUGUAAAAGAACUUUGCAGCAAAGUUAGGACAAAGUUAAGACCAUUGUUUCACGAGAAGAACAUAUGUCCGAAAAUGCAAUAUGAAAUUUGCUUGAACAUGUGUAAGAAGGUUUUCGUUUGUUAUUCUCAAUGUUGGGCUUAUAACGAUUAUGAAGAGAUUGACAGAUUGCAAGCAUAUCUUAUAGAAAGUAUUCUUAAAUUGCCGCGAGAGCCAAGAGCUCCUUUACACGCUCUCCUUUUAGAAACUGGCAGUGAAAAUUGGUCUCUCUUCAAACUCGAAGGCCAUUUAGAAUAUAUUACCCGUGUCCUCUAUAAACAACGCAAAAAUAGCUUAACGUACGAAUUGAGUUUAUUACUAGUGGAGCGUAAAAUUUUAUGGGCUGAAACUCUGUCAUGGAGUCCGAAUGUUCCUCUUGAAAAUUGGUUGAAAACCUGUCGCUUAUUAAUCGAUGAACGAAGAGAGAAAUAUAAAGCUAAAUAUUUGCAAUUACAACAAACGGUCAACGCAUUUUAUAAAAACUUGGAUUAUUCUAAGGGACAAAGUUAUAUGUUUAUGGCCGAAAAUCUAACUAUUCCUGCUAUAAAAUGGAUCUUUAAAGCUCGUUGUGACUUGCUGCACUUGAAUAAUUCAUAUUUGUCCAAAAAGCGGUACAAAUUAUGUCAGUUAUGCAAAACGAAAGCUCUUGAGAAUAUACAGCAUUUUGUCGGUUUCUGCCCGAGUUUAAACGAUAUACGGAAAUUAUACUUUGGAACUGAAAUAUUUUUAGAACAACAACAAAUAAUUGAUGUAUUAAAUGGUGCCCAUGGCUGGAAUGCUUUAAGCAAUUAUCUGCACUAUGCUUGGGAAUAUCGAUGCGAGAGUGUACGCUUUAAGAAAGUAUGAUUGUCGGUUCGUAGCAUAUAGCAACGAUGGUUUAUGCGUGAAAAUAGUCACAGGCAGGUUUGGUUGCUUGAAACGACGAAUGAUUGCAGUUAUUGUCGAAAAGAAAGAUCGUUUAGAAAAAUCGUUUCAUUUGAUGGCCAUCAGUCUAUUAUAAAUUGCUUCCUAGAUGUUCUUGUGACCGCUUGCGAGAACCAUUGUUAUAAUGGAUGCCAAUUGGGACUUGUUCGAGAGGAAUGCAAAUUAUGAUGACGCAUUUAAAGAAUUCCCAAACGUAGCCAUUAAUUGUUCUUGCACUUACUUUAAUUUCAAAGAAGAAGCAAAGUUAGAGAACUUUAGGGCAAAACCUUAAAGUUAUUUUGGUUCGCCAUUAUUAGUUCAAGGAUAUAUAUAUAUAUAUAUAUAUACAGCAUAACUCUUCUAUUCGAAAAUAUGGACUUGCAAGAAAUCUGAGAGCAACAAAAGCAUCGCCAUAUCGAAUUAAUUCGUAAUCAGUUUUCCCAUAAUUAUGGUUCCUUUGGUAAUUAAAUAGAUAAAUGUGGGAAAGUUGUGCGUAUGUAUCGGCUGAAAAUAAGCUAAUAACUGUGACAAGUUUUUGUGACGAAUCUGAAAGCUUGCAAACAACAAUUCCAAAUCAGAACAGUUGAUAAUUAAAUUCCGGCAACAGCGCUUACCAAAUGGUGCUGCAAUAAACGACGGCCUAUAGAGACAAGACAAAACUCUGUCUUAAGAGAAAAUUAUUAAGCCCGCAAGAAACAAUCGAAUCCUUAUCCUUUAUCCUUGCUUUAUUUAUUCUCUCUCUCUCUCAUUUAAUUGGACUUGCAAAUGCAACUCAUAUUUUCGGAUGAGAAACAGAAUUUUGUAUUCUAAAGACGCAAGUUUGCAUUGCACAAAGAUUUGUAUUUGUGCAUAGAUUACAAUUAACACUAAACUUUGAUUUAAGUUAAACUAAGAUAGAGUUAACAAUAAAUGAAAAAAUCGAACUCUAUGAAAUUCUUUUAUUUAAAUAUGUAAGCGAAAUUAAUUGAUAAAAUCUUGUAGAGAAAAUUUCAAUUUCUUCAACUGGACUGUUCUCCCUUUCCUCUUUUUCCUCUUUUUUUUUUGCUCACUUUGUUUUCGCUUGAGGGGUCGAGUGGGCAAAGGAGCUCUACGAGCAACAAUGGGCGUGGCUUCAAACUUCAAGUGCAGAAGACUUUUCAAUAAAGCUGAUAGUCUUCGAUGCUAGCGCUUUAAGACUUUAGUCUUCGAAUUUAUUUCUCUGUCAACAUUAAUAAUAAUCCUAAUAACACUGAUACUAAUUCUUUAGUACUUUUACGAUGAUUGCAAUUAUUUGCUAUGAUCUCUACUCUCUUCAUUACUGGUAACAUUAAUUGGAUCGGGUGGAAGUGCCAUGUAGCGUUGAAUGAAAACUGUACUUCUCAUCAUCUAAACAAUUCCAACCAUUUCAACAUUAACUUGCAAAUCACGGUAAGAACAUCUAUUACGUGCUUUUUGUGAUAAAGUAGAUUAUUCGGUUCAAUUAAAUUGAAGGUAAAUAAUAAAUCAUUUCUGUAAUCCUAAUCUUAGUACCUUUUAGUAAAUCAUUUUGCUUGAAAAGAAAUAAAUUUAAUUAUCUCAAACGACAUUUAUGUGCGGAACAAAAGCAUGAUGAAAGACAGUUAAAAACGUAAUAGUUGGACAAGGUCAAUCAAUCAAUAAAUAACUGAAAUCAUUUCGCGUAAUACAAUAUUUAAUCACCUAUCUUGAUCAUAGUGUAUUAAAAAUUGUAUUUUGCCGCCGUACAAAAGUUUGAGUUUGAUCGCAAUCACAUUAUAUAUGGGAAGGGAUGCAAUAUAAUCUAGACUUACCAUAGUUCAUUUAUUUGACAAUUGAAAAUAAAGUUUUACAAGGGCAAUGCAAGGUCUUAUUUUCGACUGCGUCUAUCUCUAGAUGAAAAUAUGUUCAAUUGUAUUAACAUAUAACUAAAAUCCUCACUCGCAAGCUGAGUAUAGGUAGACGGAAGUAAUGGUCUUUGAAAGAUGUUCUCUGAUCCUGUAUAUCUUCACACAGCUUCCAUCCUUAGAUGAAAUUAAAUCGAAUUGCAUUAAUAUAUAAUCAAAAUAUCGACCCAAAAUAUCCAAAAUACAAAGGGGAUAGAUCGACGCACGGUUGGUACAAUCAAAGCUGGGUCACUUUCAAGUUUUUCUGAGUAUUGCAGACAUUCGCACAACUCUUACGACAAAUGGCCAUAGAGUAAAAUUGUCUGCAAAUAGAAGGAAAGGGGAAGUUUGGACAUUUAGUUAUAUCCACCACCGAAGAGGGUAUGUGUAUUCGUUUCCUCGCUUGUAACUUAUUAGAAGGAGCCUUCAGUGACCCUAUUGUGAUUCAUGAUCAGCAAAAAAUCCAGAAGCAAUUUAAGCAUGUUCGCCUGUUCGCCUACCGGUGUGUGUAGUGUCUGCGGUCAACAUUUCCUCGAUCCCAAAAGUGAAGCUAUCGAUUUCAAAUUAAGCAGAGCCCCUAGAAGGUCUUGCACGCGGAGCCAAACUGUUUAGAGAAUAUGCGCACAGUACAGUUUAAGCUCAGAACAACACUAGUUUUGAGCAAAGAAAACGGUUUCCCAUUAUUCCUAUCCUCAAGUAGAUAAAACAUUAAGAAUUUUCACGUCUAUUCAAUGCCUGACUCUAUAAAGUCUGUACA